Molecule: messenger RNA, 975 nt
Organism: Spea bombifrons (plains spadefoot toad)
Lineage: Eukaryota; Metazoa; Chordata; Amphibia; Anura; Pelobatidae
Product: olfactory receptor 2AT4-like
Exons: 1
Coding region: 1-975 (324 amino acids)
Biological process (GO): G protein-coupled receptor signaling pathway
Cellular component (GO): membrane
Molecular function (GO): G protein-coupled receptor activity; olfactory receptor activity
Source: RefSeq, a predicted model, not a curated record
AUGGCCAAUCAGACAGAAGUUUAUGAAAUAACACUUGUUGGUUUUCCAGGACUUCCAGAAAAAUAUAAUAUCCCAAUCUCUAUACUCAUGCUUCUUGUGUAUAUGGCAUCAGUGUCUGCGAAUGGCAUCGUAAUCACUAUGGUGAUGUUGAAAGAACAGUUACACAAACCGAUGUACCUGAUCAUUGCCAAUCUGGCCACGGCGGACCUUUUAUUCGAUACUAUAACCUUACCCAAAAUGAUUGGUAAAUAUUGGUUUGGGGUAACGACGACCUUUCCUGAGUGUCUUCUGCAAAUGUUUCUUGUCCAUUACCUGAACACAACCGACUCGUACAUUUUCAUGCUUAUGGCAAUUGAUCGUUAUGUCGCCAUCUGCAAACCCCUUCGGUACCCUUCUAUAAUCAGCAGGCGAGCGGUAGGAAUCGGAUGUUGCGUCUGCUGGGUCGUCGCAAGUUUUACCGCGUUGACCGCGCUCGUCAUGAACGCUCACGCUCCACCGUGUGGUUCCAACAAGAUCAAUACCGUGAUGUGCACCAACAUUGCGGUCACUGCCUUGGCCUGCCAAGAUACGUCGCUCAUUAAAAAGACCACCUAUGUUUUUGCUAUGGUGAUACUUUUUCUACCGUUGAGUUUUAUUCUACCGUCGUACAUCAUCAUCAUUCACAUUAUCCGCUCGUCACCCGGCACCGAAAGCUGGCGGAAGGCGUUCUAUACUUGUACGACCCAUUUGUGUGCGAUUGCGGUUCAUUACGUCCCGAGGGUAUUUGUAUACACAGCACAUGAAGUCAACUUAAAUUUCAAUGCUGAUAUUAACGUAUUGCUGCUUUGUUUAUACUCAUAUGUCCCGCACGUAUGUAACCCUAUUAUUUAUUGUCUCCGGAACAAAGACAUAAAGGGGUCUGUCGCCAAGCUACUUCCGAGAAGGAUACUUUUCAAAGGAGUAAAUGUGUUUUCUCCCCAAACAAUUACUAUAUGA